Molecule: messenger RNA, 6301 nt
Organism: Lucilia sericata (common green bottle fly)
Lineage: Eukaryota; Metazoa; Arthropoda; Insecta; Diptera; Calliphoridae
Biological process (GO): potassium ion transmembrane transport; stabilization of membrane potential
Cellular component (GO): membrane
Molecular function (GO): potassium ion leak channel activity
Source: RefSeq, a predicted model, not a curated record
CUGGCACGUGUAUCUAACAACUUUUUUCCUUAAUAAAUAACUGUUGCUUGUGUGUUGGCUGUUAACUUAGCAUCCACUUUUACAGUAAACUGUUAGCAACAUUGAAAUGUAAAAGGAAAAUGUUUAGACACAAACAAAAACGAAGUGUUGGAAACACGAACAAGUCAGUUUAGUAACGGUGGGCAAUGAAACAACACGGCCUUUUGAAAACGGAAACCGAGAUUUAGAGAAAAAGUGAAAAAUAAAGAAAAUACAAUUUAAAAAGCCAAAAAAAAAAAGAAAUAUUAAAAAUUUCUAAAUAAAAAUAUGAAAAUAAAGUAACACGUAAAAGUUUUGUAAAGAUGAAAAUAUGAAAAAAACGCUGAUUUUGCGCUUGUUUAAAUAAAAUGAUGCUCAAAUAAAAAUGCACAUAUGAAUGAAUAAUGAAUGAAUGUAAAAGAGUUUUUUCAAAGGAAAAUAUAAGUUUUGUUUGUGAAUAUAAAAGGCAAAUAGAAAUUGUGUUAGAAAAUAUGUUAAAUAUGAAAAGGUUUUAAAAUUAUUAAAAAAGUUUUUUUGUUUUCAUCGGUGACGUUAAGUGUGUUCGGAAAGCCAGAAAAUGUGGCAAACUUUUUAAACUUUAACUUCCGGUUUUUGUGCUUGUGUGUGUGUGAUGGCUGUUGUUAAAAGAAUAUGUUGAGGCUAAUGAGUUUAUAAUAAUAUUUACUUUUUUUGGAAAAAAGCAAAAAUUCUUUAAAUUAAUUAUUAAAAUGAUAAAUAAAUAUUAAAGAAGCAAAGUUUAAAUCCAUUAAAGCUAAUAAAAAAUGAACAAAACAAAAUAUAAAUUAACUCAUUAUUUGUUUUACUCGUAUUUUUGUUGUUGUUGUAUAAAACAAUUAAUGUUUGUGUUGAGUGUUUAACUAUUUAACCUGUUUUUGUGGUAAAAAGAAAAAAAAAAACGUUUUUAUUUAAACUGAGGUCUGAGGUUGAUAAAUAAAUGUCAUGCAUUGAAAAUUAAACAACAACAACUACAACUACAUGCUUUGCAAAAAAAGUGUAAAUAUUUGAAAAAGUGUUUAAGUGUGUGUGUGCUAAAGUACAAGGAUCAUUUUGUUUGCCACAAAAAAAAAAGUUUUUAUAAAAUAAAUUAAAAAAUAAAGUUAGAGUGUGUGUGUAAAGCCAAUGAAUGCAAUUUAGUUAAUUGAAAUUUACAUUUGAUUUAAUUAAAUUUUUAAUAAAUUAUAAAACAAUGUAAAAACUAGAGAAAAAACAAGUUAAAAUGAAAAUCUCUUUUAAACAUACACACACAGAAUAAAGCAAGCACAGACAUGCAAAGCAAAAACUUUAACAAAGUGUUAGUAUGCAUUGUUUUACUGCAGCAAUUUUAACAAAACACAACAACAAUAACAAUAGCUAAAGCGAAAGAAACAAAAGAAAACAAAAACUAUAGUGUUUUAAUAAUUUACAAUUACUUUGAGUUUAUUUUGCUCAAUGCUUCUCUCUGCUGGUGUGCUUAAGCUGACUGCUUCCAGUUAUUUCUGUCUAUUCAACUGCCUGCCUGCCUGUUCAUAGCUGUUUCAUUUGUAUUAAGGAGGGCUGUCAACAUAAACUAAAUUAACAACAGUUGCAACAACAAAAACUACUACUGACAACAAUGAAUGUGCAAGAGCAGCAGUAGCAGCAAGGAAAAUAAAACAACAACAGGGGCUGGCUAAAAAUAAAACAACAAGUAGAAAGAAAAGGAAAUCACAGCAACAUUUACACACAUUUAAACUACAAACUACAGACAUUUAAACAUUAAAACGACAUCGACGAUGAAAUGUGUAAAAAAUAAGAAGAAUUGUUCCACAUCAACUAAAGAAGGAACAUGACACAACAGGCGUUUAAAAUUAAACUACAACUACUGCCAGCAAAUGAUUUGUUUAAAUACAAGUGUUGUAAACAGUAAAUGAAACAGCAAUAACAACAACAAGAACAUGAAAAUUUACAGCAAAUAAUUAAAACAAAAUAAUUACUGAGACACACCUACCAGCAAAACUCACACUAUAACAUACAUACACACUACCAACAAGACAAGAUAAAACUUAAAGUGUGGUUGCUCCACAAUAAUUUAAACUGAAGGGCUAAAAGAUAUUAAAAAUCCUGUAAAUUAUUAUUUUUUUUUAAUAAACACCACCAACACAAAUAUAAAAAUCAGCUAAAUGUCUGUUGUUGAAGUAGAUGAUGUUACAUCAAUGCUUCAAAUAUUAAUGUUUACUGGUCAUUUAAAAUGUCGGACGUUGAAAAGGCGAUAUCCGGCUUAGUAGAGGAAGAAGAACUAUUACAGCAGCAGCAACAACAACAACAAUCAACACCUUUAAACAAAAUAAACAUUAACAACUAUAAUUUGCAAAACGAAACCGGAAAUAGUACAUUAUUACCAAAACACAACAACAACAGCAGCAAUAAUAGUGAGUCACAACAGUCCCACCCUCACCAGCAUAUAACCUUUCAACAGCAGGAUUCGAAUACAAACACUGCCAACGGCAGCAACUACUUAACAGCGCAACAGCAACAUUCACACAAUUGUUUAAGCCGUUUGGCCAAGUUAAUAUUUUCCACACCUGGCCUGGUCGUAAUGGUUGUAGUUUAUACCAUAAUGGGUGCAUUUAUAUUUCCUUUGCUGGAGGCACCACAGGAUAUUAGCAAAUCAGCUCUUAUUGCGAAAUCAAGAGAGGAAUGUCUAAAAGAGCUGUGGAUAAUAACAGAAAAAUUGAAUGUCCUUUAUGAACGCAACUGGACAAUGUUGGUGCACGAACAAUUGAGACGUUUUGAGGGCACUAUUGUGGCAGCGACACGCAAUAUGGCGGCGGCUGGUGCAACAGCCGCAUCAGGUACUACAACAGGAGGUUAUGGUGCAGGUGGAGCCGGAGGCAUGGCUACCGAAACAACAACUACUGCUUUGGGCCGUUAUGGCGGCAACAAUUUGGUGGAAUAUAGUGAUUUAACCGCAACAAGAUGGUCUUUUAGUGAAGCACUACUCUAUUCAGUAACUGUGAUAACAACAAUUGGUCAUGGAAGUUUAACACCGCGUACAGCUGGUGGUAAAAUAGCAACUAUUUUUUAUGCCUUAAUUGGGGUGCCAUUGAUGUUGAUGUGUCUCUCCAGUUUAGGUGCCCUACUGGCCGAAGCUCUGCAAUGUACUUACGCUCGUUUAUGUUGCCGUUGGCCACACUAUGUGGUGGAUGGUGGUGAUGAUUUGGAACAUGAUAUACACAAUACCAAACAUCAACGUACUAAACGCCAGCAAAGGCAUUCCGAUAUAAAUAUGGAAAAAUCAUCAGCUCAUCUUGAGAUUAAACAGCGUUUACAGCAUUCAUGUGAUUUUCAGGAACAUAAAAAUGACAUAAAUUGUAAAAAUUGUAAAUAUGAUGCCAUAAUUGGAGAAUCGAAUACAAACCAUGGUUAUGACUAUAAACUGUGUAAUGAUGCCACAACAGCGACAACAUCAUCGACGUCAGCUUCAUCGGGGCCAGCAACAACAACGACAGCCAUGACAACAAUGAAACUUGGUCAUAAAGAAGAUUGCUGUCAGCUUUUGCAAAAUUCUCCUGGAAAAUUGACUCAACAUUUGUCCUCUUGCAUGCAGUUAAAAUUGUCGCCUACAAUGACGGUCAGUGGUGGUAGCAACACGAAUACAACACCAAUACAGCCACAGCAACAAUACUAUCAGCAAAGACCAGAUGUCAUGCUAAUGACAACCGGCCACAAAUUGUCUUCACAACAGCCAGCAACAAUGGCUACAGCCUGUCGCAUGGUCUUGCCCCCCUCAAUACCACCCUCGCAAGCACAACGUUUCUAUACAAAUACAACGCCUGCCAUGGCAACAUAUCAUAUUGUUUCCUCAGCCUCGGCCAAUUCAUCACCCACCCAUCAUCAAUCUAUACGACAUUAUAUAGUGCCGCAAUUGCCACCACCUCCACCAACGUCUUCAACUUCCGCCACUGGUACCCAACACUUUAUGGCUGUGCCCUCAAGUAUGCUUCGUUUUCAUCAAACAACACCACAGACAUCGAUACAACAGCAGCAGCAACAACAACAGCAGUGUGCGGGUAAUGUAACAUCAAAUAUUAAUAUAAAUCCAUUGGCAUUACCCGUAUCAGGUUCAGCUACUGUUUAUUUUCCAAUUGUUACACCAGCUGCUGUCACCCAAAAUACAACACUAAGCGGUAGUAGUGGCCCCAGUUCCCAGCCUCUUGUUAAAUAUCACACCAUACAAAUGCCUCACAAGAGACAACAGGGUUUAACGUUGUUGCAACAAACCGAUUUACACGAUAAUCAAGUCAUAAAUACAGUUGAAGAUAUUGACUGUACUUUAUUUCCACCACCGCCACCUCCCGCCUAUCAGACUGCAACGGUACAUGGUAUUAGAAGGGCGAAAUUCUUAACAAAACCUUUACCACAAGAAAUCAAUACAUUAUUGCAUGAAAGUGAUAUUUCGUGCCGGCAUGAUUUAUCACAAAACUUGCCAACAUUUAACAGUAGCAGCAGCAGUAAUAGCAACAAUUUAGUAAAUGAACAACAGCAGCAGCAGUUACACAAUACAUUAAUAGAACCAACAACAACUGCGACAACAACAUCAGUCAUGCUUUCAAGCGAAACGGGAAUAGAAACGGAAUCCUCUAUGCCAACAACAACAACAGCUGGUAAUAAUUUUUAUGGCAGCAGCAAUACAUCGACCACUACUGCCUCAACAUCACCAGCAUCGACGGCAACAUUAACAAAUAAUACAAAUUCCAAUAGUAAUACAACAACUAUUUAUGAAAAUCAUGAAUCAACAACACAUCACAAUACACAACAGCAACAUGGCCAAAUGGGUUUAGGUAUAAUGGCAGCAGGAGGUGUUAGCACAGCAGGUGGAGCAACAGCAGCGGUAGAUAUAAUGGAAGAUGAGGAGGAACAAGAACAACAACGUCUGGGUAAUUGUCCUCAUGGCACACCAUCCCGAGUGCCACUACUAACAAAUGCUACUUUAAGCACAGAAGAUAAGUCUCAAGCCCGCAGUUUCUUUAAUGCCACAGCCGCCUCUUUUCAUCGCCACACCUUAAAUACCUUUCAACGUUCCAGCAAUACCUUAAAUCCACAACGCAAAUCGGUGAUAAUCAAUCGCAAAGGUGAAUGUAAUCUGCACAUACCCAAGCGUCGUAAUUCCUCUGGGGCCACUUUGUGUUAUGGUGACCAAUAUGAUGAUACCUCCGAUGAUGAUUGCGGUGGCCUAGAGGGCACUAAUAUCUAUAAACUUAAACAUCUACAUCCCCAACAACCACAGACUGAUAAACAUCUUAUGGGCCAAGAUGAUUAUUGUGAUAAUCAUUCGUUGGUUUCGCUUAGCGAGUCAAGCGCACAAAUACCUCAAGUGCCCAUUAUAGUGGUGCUAUUCAUUUUAGUAUUCUAUGUCUGUCUGGGCACGGUUAUAUUUGCUUUGUGGGAAAAUUGGUCUUUAAUCGAUGGUGCUUAUUUUUGUUUUGUCACUCUAACCACCAUAGGUUAUGGUGACUUUGUGCCCUUGAAAACAUUUCAGGGGCCGGAGAUACAACUAUUUGCCUGCUGUGCUUAUUUGCUGUUGGGCCUGGUAUUGGUGGCCAUGUCGUUUAGUAUUUUGGAAACCCAAUUGAUAUGGAAAUGUAAACGUUUAGCGGUUAGACUGAAAUUAGCCAAAGAAUGAUGUUGUAAAACUAAUACUACUAUAAGUUUUGUAUAAAAAAAAAUUAAAAACUUAAAUAAGUAAAAUUUAAAUAAAGUUUUAGUUAAAGUCCUUUUUAAACUAAUUUAUACAACACAUAGUUUUAACCUUGUUUUUUUUAACACUUAUUACCAAUUAGCAAUACAUUAUUAAAAUCCCUGAACAAAUUUUCCUUUUAAUUAUUUAUUUUCAAUUUAUGUACAAAAAAAACUGCUCAUAUGUUAUUAAAAGAGAAAAUAAUUCCUAAAUAUAAAAAAUUAAAUAAAAUCUUAUAGCGAAAAAAAUCUAGCAACAAAUGUAAAAUGUGUAGUAAUUAAAAUGUAAUGAAAAUGUAACAUUUCUAUACAUAUAAAUGUAACCGAUUAAAAAAAAACUAAAAAAAUAUAUAAAUAAUUAAUUAAUAACUACAUGCAACAAAACUCCAGAACAAACAACAACAAACAAACAAUAACAAAUGAAUAUGUAUGAAAUCUAACGACACUGAUUAAAUGUAAAAAAGUUAUAAACGUGAUUAAGUGAGAAAAACAAAAAUGAAAAAAAAUAAACAUAAUCAUACUGUUAAAAUAAGUUUAAAUAUAAAUAAUAUUGCAAAAGAGUAAAAAA